Molecule: messenger RNA, 2519 nt
Organism: Xiphophorus maculatus (southern platyfish)
Lineage: Eukaryota; Metazoa; Chordata; Actinopteri; Cyprinodontiformes; Poeciliidae
Gene: zfand5a
Product: zinc finger AN1-type containing 5
Exons: 6
Coding region: 1890-2519 (209 amino acids)
Molecular function (GO): DNA binding; zinc ion binding
Source: RefSeq, a predicted model, not a curated record
AGAACCACAACAUAUAUACCAAAAUACUUAGUGCAGCUUUUUUGUCCCAGAAAUGGGCAAUAUUUCAGCUAAAAACUUAAAUACAAUAUUAUUUCACCUCUGCAUCCAGGCACAGGGUGUUGCUUGAUUGUAUAGAGAGAUAAAUCAAUGGGAGUUGUUAAUUUUAAUUCAUUUGUUGAAUAUGAGGAGAGAAAAAAUCUCAUUUGUCAUCAUUUGACCUGCCAGUCAAUGGAAUAUCAAGCUACACUGGCAUCUCUACUCUGAAUCUGUAUUCACCUGCAGUGAGCGAGUCUAACAAAAAUAAUUCACUAAAAAUAAAGAUGGCCUAUUAUCAAAGUCACAUUGAGCGGUGCAGCUGUACUGCUACAAAAAAAACCACAAUAACACUCACCCAUAACUUGAAAUGCAGCAUUUUUUUUAUCAUUACCCAGCUGUGGAAAAUAGUUUGUUUGUUGUAAUCAAAAAAUGACAAAUUCUUAUCCCAUAAUCAUUCUAUUCACAGCAAACAAUAGACAGUAUGAUUUCACUGUAAUUAUAUGUAGACAGGCCUGUGAUUUGUGUGGCACGUGAACCAAAAGGUAACGAAUGAGCCAACAUUAUUAGCUAUUUCGUUUUGAGCUUUAGUUGCCAAUCUAGGGAAGACCACCCAUGCCUUAAAAUAAUUAAAUAAAAAAUAUAUUCAAUAAAUCCAGAUUAAAAAUGUCUUUAUGAGUAUGUUCUUUAUAUUUAAGUAAAUGUCAGGAAGAUAAAAUUGGAAAGAAAAACAAACUGAGGAGAGACAAGCUCAGUAUUGAAGAUUAAAUUGCAGAUCAAAUAAUUGGUCGCGACAAUACCGAAUUAAGAUGCGCUUUAUGCAACUACAAAAUAGUUUUCCGGUGACAUGAUAAUUAUGCUAUUGAACCACUUAUUAAUAUCUAUAUUUAUUAUGAAUAUGGGAGGUUUUGAUCUUCCAGAAAUUUCUAGCUCACUCACUCUGUCUGGUGUUUUUCAAGAGUUUGCAGUUGAACAUGUGACUCAAAUGGCAGCGGUCUUUUGUAAGCUUUUCCAAGAAGAGCUUUAUUGACAGAACUGGCUUGUUGGUGUAAAGGGGCAUGGAAGGAGGGUGCGGGGAAGAGUACUUUGUGGCGCUUGCUGAUAAGAAGCCCCCAAGCGUUCAUAUACAUGACGUCCUAAAAAAAAAAAACGCACACCUGCCAGCCUCUCCUUGAAACAUUGACUUGAUUUUUCUUCCGUUUGUCUGUGAGCUGAAUAUAAACAAGGUUUUUAAGACAAUCAAAGCGCCUGCCAGGCCAAAGGUUGUUUACUAGGGAAAUAUGAGGCUGUUGAUGCGAUCAGAUGAUAUGCUAAGCAGCCUCUCAAUAAGGACGGGCAGAUCUGGGUCUUCCUGUCUGUUCGUCAGAGGUGUUUUUGAUGUGUUGCGUAAAAGUCAGUGUGUCUUAUUACACAACUUCCUGUGGCGUCGCGCUGCAUCAAAGGCAGACCAUAACGUCACAGCAUUACAUGUUCUGCCAAAUUGCUCAAGCAGACGCACACAAACACACACAGAGACUUGUUUUUCUGUGGCACGGGAAAUUUUCCCAACACCUUGAAACACAGGACGCCUCCUUAAACUGCUGACCUACUUUGUUGCUUCUCUUUCCAACAGAAAGCGAUUGUACCUGACGAGAAAUGUUUGUCGUACUGUGAGGCAGCAGCUGCUCGUGAGUCAGAGCGUCACAUUGUAUUUUUAUUGUUAUGGGAAGUACCGUGAAUGACCCGAUAAGGCCAUAAAAGGGAGUCACUGUAGCGGCCUAUGAGGAAGAAAGGCCAGUUCAUCAGAAAAGGUUUUGACAAGAAGUGGACAAAACAAAGAACGCUGUGAUCGGAGAGCCGAGUUGAGGAAAAGCGCAAUGGCUCAAGAGACGAACCAGAGCCCCGUCCCCAUGCUUUGUGCCACAGGCUGUGGUUUCUAUGGCAACCCAAGAACCAAUGGCAUGUGCUCUGUUUGCUACAAGGAACACCUGACGCGACAGCAGAGCAGCGAUCGCAUGAGCCCCAUGAGCCCAAUGGGCUCCACUGCUAGUCCUACCUCAGAGGCCUCAGCCAUCCAGAGACUAGAAGCCAGUCUAGCUAAGGUUGACGCCUCCCCUGUCUCCUCACCAGACAUGUCUAGCAGGACUGUUCAAGGAUCUCUUCCCGUAACCCAACAGAUGACAGAGAUGAGCAUCUCCAGAGAGGAGAAGCCUGAACUCCUAGAGCCUGUUGUAAGCCAGCCUGCUGCUUCUAGUCCUUCUCCUGUAGCUUCUCCCAGCACUGAAGAAGGCAAGGGUGAAACCCCCAAACCCAAGAAAAACCGAUGCUUCAUGUGUCGCAAAAGAGUGGGCCUUACAGGGUUCGACUGUCGCUGUGGUAACCUGUUCUGUGGCAUCCAUCGAUACUCCGACAAGCACAACUGUCCCUACGAUUACAAGGCCGAGGCUGCCGCCAAGAUCCGCAAAGAGAAUCCCGUGGUUGUGGCUGACAAGAUCCAGAGAAUAUAG